This is a messenger RNA of Meloidogyne enterolobii, 591 nucleotides long. The record is from the annotation of a GenBank genome assembly. NCBI's taxonomy places the organism in Eukaryota, Metazoa, Nematoda, Chromadorea, Rhabditida, Meloidogynidae.
AUGCCUUUGCGAAUGACCAAAAGUUUUUUGAAUGCUUUUGGUCGAAUUUCUGAAUAUGAUUUUUUGUGGAAGACUGAACAAACAGAAAUUGAAGGGAUUGAGGGAUUUAAGAAUGUACAUUUACGUCGAUGGAUUAAUCAAAAAGAAUUAAUUAAACAUCCAAAAACUCGUCUUUUAUUUGCCCAUGGAGGUUAUAGCAGUUUUCUUGAAGCCGCAAAGGCAGGAAUUCCUAUUUUGCUUGUCCCUCUCUUCGCCGAUCAAGGCAUUAAUGCAAAACGAGCACAACGUUUUGGGAUAUGUGAAAUUCUUGACAAAAAAACUUUAAAUGAUAAAAUUGUUGAAGAAUUACUUCGAAAAAUACUUAAUGAUGAGCGUUAUUAUAGAAAUGCACGCAAACUUUCGGCAAUGCUUGCAGACAACCCCCUUUCUUCCUUUUCAAUGCCUUCCUUAGAAUAUGGUUUAAGGUUGGCAGUAUCAUCAAAACCCGAUUAUUUUUCUCUCAAAUCAGCCCAAAAACUUGGAUUUUUGGAACAUUUUAAUUUUGAUUUAAUAAUUAUUAUUUUUAUUUUAAUUAAUUUUUUGACUUUUUGA